GCUCAAUCAAUUCAGCCGCAGCCAUGAAAAUUCUUGAAGCCCAGUCUGCUGUUCUCACAAACUAUGAGGUGUACGAGCACCUCACGGAACAGCGUGAACGAUACAAGAGUGCCAAGCGCAGAGGACCCCCAAACCUUGAGACGGUUGUUCGUGAGCUUCUCCAAUAUAUUCGCACACCUCCUGGCCCUUUGAGCCAAGAACCGUUGUCAUACACCGAGGGCUGCAUCUCUCAACUUUUGCAGCGCCUACGGCCCUACAACCUCGCCAAGGGCGAAGUUGUCAUGAUCAUCAACCUGCGCCCCGCCUCAGUCGCUGCUCUCAACACAGUUGUUGAGGAGAUGACCGAACGGUUCAACGAGGAGCAGCAGGAAGCCAUGGUCAACAUCAUUGCUGAAGUCCUGGGCCAGUUCCCUGCCCCUGAAGAGGAAGGCGCUGAAGAAGGUGGUGCCGAUGUUUCAAUGAACGACGCCGCUGCUUGAAUUAUCCUAUCGCCAAUACAACGCCAAAUUACACACCCGCUCAACCUGCCACUUCAUCCCAUGCAUUAUCCUCCUAGAAAACUCACAGUAUGGAGCAUGAGCUUGCGCUCUGGCUGUUUGUGCCUGUCGUUGGAGUCACUGCUGUCUUGCACAGGUCCUCGAACGCCAGCUUCAACAACUCGCCCGUUACUGCAGAACAUUCUACAUAUCGGUCCGCCCUGA
This is a messenger RNA of Fusarium graminearum PH-1, 701 nucleotides long. RefSeq lists its product as uncharacterized. Lineage: Eukaryota; Fungi; Ascomycota; Sordariomycetes; Hypocreales; Nectriaceae. Gene Ontology annotation, biological process: transcription initiation at RNA polymerase III promoter. Gene Ontology annotation, molecular function: nucleotide binding. The transcript has 2 exons. Bases 24 to 479 code for a protein of 151 amino acids. Gene Ontology annotation, cellular component: RNA polymerase III complex. The record is from RefSeq and is a predicted model, not a curated record.